GCGUGCGAUACUAAACGGUGGAGGAUACAGACAGACUGGUUGGUUGGGGACCGAGAGAGCCGCUGCCUGACUUUCUCCAGUCGCUCUAAGCUUGGAUCAAGAGGUAAACACUCACACAGACUGCGGAAGGCAACAGAGACCUGGUAAAGGAGGGACGGCUACAUGCACAGUUGUGUUUGUCUGUAGAAGACCAGAGUAUCAGAAGGAACCAUGAAUUUUGUGAUGAAGCAAGCCUUAGGUGGGGCCACUAAAGACAUGGGGAAAAUGUUAGGCGGAGAGGAGGAGAAGGAUCCAGAGGCCGCAAAGAAGAAGAAGGAGGAAGAGGAGGAGAGACAGGAGGCACUGAGACAACAGGAGGAGGAGAGGAAGGAUAAGCACAGGAAAAUGGAGGCGGAAAGAGAAGUCGUGCGACAGUCCAUCAGGGACAAGUAUGGCUUGAAGAAGAAGGAGGAGAAGGAGGCGGAGGAGAAGGCAGCCAUGGAGCAGGCCUGUGAGGGGUCUCUGACGCGUGCCAAGAAGGCCAUCCCAGCCGGGUGCGGAGACGAGGAAGACGAGGAUGAGGAGAGCAUUCUGGACACCGUCCUCAAGUUCCUCCCUGGACCUCUAAAGGACAUGUUCAAGAAGUAAUGAACACAUCGACAACAACAACACAUGGUUCGGUCCAGCCAGGGGGAGGGGGAGGGGAGAUCUGGGACUGGGGAUUUGGGUAGAAGGGGUUCUUGCCAAACGGCCAUUCACUGCCUUUACAGAAGUAUUUGUUGUUUUCUUACUCUGACUAGACACAAUGUGGUUAUAUAUCAACCCACAGCUUUUCGUCGGGUCUCUCAACUGCCGACUGAGUUUAUGUUUGCUAAUUUUCCCCACUUAUCUAACAUUCCAACAUUGGUAUAUAGAUUCACCGCACCAGGUAGAUGCAUUUGGAUUGGUUGGCCAUUGGUAUUAACUGGGGUAAAGAGUUUCUGUCCAGCCAUGCAUUAGAGAGCAGGGUUCAAUCCACCAUACCAGUGGGCACUUCAAUGGGCAAUUCCUGCUCAUGUGGUUGAAAAGCGCUGCCAACACGUAUCUGAAGAUGGAGCGCUUUUCUUUUCUUUUUUUAAUUCACUGGCUUUUUCUAUUUUUAUAGUAAGUAAGCUACUGUAACUGUAUGGGAAGGGGAUAUUCUAUUCUAGGUCUUUUUGAGAUCAGCAGUUUAGUUAGUUUAGACUGUGCCUUCGUAGGACCUUCUCCAACAGGGGAACUGUUAAUGAGGGUCUCGUUGAAGUCGUUUGACGAUAUCAUUUAACUUCAUCUUCAUUUAACUUCAUGUUUGUCUUCAAAGGACGCAAACAUGCCACAUUAUGACGUAUGUAUUUAAUGUUAGUCUGGCUGUACGAAUAGAGCUGAUCCAAUGCCUUCUUAAUGCUAUGAAACAACUGAGGCAAGUGGAAUAUUUGAUUUCCCUUUACAUUCCUGACUAAUAAUAAAACAUCUCUCAUUUUCCCAGAUUAAAUGUAGGAGAUUAUCAGCUUGACCGACUGCAUCUUGUGAGAGAAACCAUUUUUGCUCAAACAAAGGUCACCCCGUCAACAUUAAACACUCAGAUUAUCCAUAGAAUACAACAGAUUCACCCCGUCAACAUUAAACACUCAGAUUAUCCAUAGAAUACAACAGAUUCACCCCGUCAACAUUAAACACUCAGAUUAUCCAUAGAAUACAACAGAUUAAUAUUCAACAUUAAACACUCAGAUUAUCCAUAGAAUACAACAGAUUCAUCCUGUCAACAUUAAACACUCAGAUUAUCCAUAGAAUACAACAGAUUCACAUUCUGUGUAGAGAAGAAGAAAAACACGCACAGUUCUAUGAAAAUGAUUUAGUCAACAUCACAUUUAACCGUUGGUGGUUAGUGCAGUCCAAAGACAAUCAAACAUGAGCACUGCAUUACAGUGAAGGAAGCCUAUACUGCGUAUGUCGUCCUUUCACUACCCACCUCCCAUACCACACGUCUGUUUUACACAAGCUACUUGUUUAACUCAUUCUUUUGGAGGCUAUUAUGAAACAGUAAGCAAUGUUAAAUGGAAUUUCAUUUAUUUCAUAGUUAAUAAAUUGACCUAAAUAAAUUCCUUUAUAAAUUCCAUGUUAUCCUGAGAGACAAUCGCAAUUGGUAGUGUUUGAAUCAUUAAUAUCCAAAGAUACUGAAAAAAACAUGAUCAUUUAUUUUGUCCCCACUAACUAAGGAAAUUGUCCAGAACUAAGGAAGUGGUCCAGUCUUGUUGAUUUCAGUAGGAAUAGGCUGGCAACAUAUAGUUUUAUGUAGACAUUGAUGUCAUUUUGGGAUUCACUUUCCAAAGACCAAACCCUGUGAAGUUUUAAUUGUCAGAAAUUCUCAUAUUUUUCAUAUAACGUACAUGGCUACAUGACACUGAAGAUUGAUAUAUUCGAGAAAAAAGAAAAAAAAGUAAAAAUUUAAAUAAUCACAGGUUAUGAAUAAAUUAUUCAUAAUUGUUCUCUUUUUUUUAGGUCUGAUAGGGUUUUUCACGAGGUAAAAGCAUAUGGUUUAGAAUGUAAUAAUCACACAAAAAAAACUAUAACAAUUAUAAUUCAAUGUUAAAAAUUUUAAAAAUCCUGUAUAGAAAAAAAGUGUAGUUCCGUUACACUAUCUACCUAUUCGUCUAAACCCUUCUCACCAACUGUAUCCUAAUGUGUACAAUAUACAAGUGUAUACGCAAAGAAAAGCAGAGGAGAAAACGAGGAAGUCAUUGUAAUGAUGUCUAUGUACUACUACAGUACAUGUACUGUAUGUAUGUUUGUAUGUUUAUACAAUAUCUGUGUCUUUCUAUAGUGACGUGAUGUCCCUGUUUAUAAGUGUCGAUGAAUCCUGUGUGCACAGACUCUAACCAGGCUCGGAUUGGUUGUGCCAUAUGUCUAAAAAAAAUACUUAACACAUUCCUUUCACAUCGCCAUAGGAACAUAGGGGGGAAAUUCACACCAAAUACAACAACACAAACGACGGCCUGUUUAUGUUGUAGUCUCCCGGCAACAGAAUCUGUUUUACUAGAUUCAGAAGUUUGGGUUGUUGUCGAUUCCCAGCUCUGUGAUGGCCUGUGUCGAUCCCAUACAGAAUAAGAGUUUGUUGAUGACAGACUGAAUUGUUAUAACACCUGGCCCUAUAACAUCCUACUGCUAUAACACCAGGCCCUAUAACAUCCCCAGAUGCUAUUCAUUCUGUUUGCUCAACCAGACCUGCCUUCUCAUGUGAUGAUGCAAUUCAUUUCAUGACAAAAACAACAUUUACAGAAGGUGGCUUUAACCCUACCUUUACUCGGACUUUUAUAAACAAUCAGAAUUAUAUAAUUCAACAACACGUACUGUUAACCCCAAACUGGGGACACACUUUAUUUAACUAGGCAAAUCAGUUUAAGAACAAAUUCUUAUUUUCAAUGACGGCCUAGGAACAGUGGGUUAACUGCCUGUUCAGGGGCAGAACGACAGAUUUGUACCUUGUCAGCUCGGGGAUAUGAAGUUGCAACCUUUCGGUUACUAGUCCAACGCUCUAACCACUAGGCUACCCUGCCACCCCAUAUAUAUCCUCUCAUAAUCUGAACUAUAUAACACACGUCACAGAGAUAGUGUGCCACUGCCCAAGUAAAGUCCAGACAGGAUGUGCUGCCAUACAGAUUUGCUCUCCUUAUUACAGACCAUUUUAACAAUAUGUUUCCAUUUUGGUCAAAGAAGCUGUUGAGGUUUUUCUGUUGUCUUCAUCCCAAUACCUGUAGUUCAGAUACAUAUAUGUUUCCUCGACAUAUUCUGCUGGGGACGUACUAUAUGCAGUAAAUCAAACAUCUGUGUAUAUUGAUGAUAGCAUGUAUUCCAAGCAGCAUACAGCUCAUACCUCUGCCCCAGUUGUAAACAUACUCUUGUAAUUACGGUAAUGUAUGGAACAUGUAUGAGUGGUUCCAAUUUGGCUUUACAAUUAUAAUGCAUAUUUCUCUGUCUUGCUGCUGCAUAUUAGUGAUAUAUGAUGGUUGGGUGAUUGUCCCUGGCUGGGAUAGGGGCAUAAAUCUGUGUCCAAACUUCAACUGCGAUACUCACACUUUCCUCCUGUAAUUGUUUAGAGUAGGGUUUGUCAAACAGGAAAAAUAGCCAUAUUUCAUCUGUCUAUUAUCCUCUCUCUUUCUCUUUAUCUGUCUAUAUAUCUAUUUCUCUCUCUCUCUUCAUCUCUCUAUAUAUCUCUUUCUCUCUCUCUCUUCAUCUCUCUCUAUAUCUCUUUCUCUCUCUCUCUUCAUCUCUCUAUAUAUCUCUUUCUCUCUAUAUAUAUAUAUCUCUUUCUCUCUCUCUCUUCAUCUCUCUAUAUAUCUCUUUCUCUCUCUCCAUCUCUCUAUAUAUCUCUUUCUCUCUCUCUCAUCUCUCUAUAUCUCUUUCUCUCUCUAAAUAUCUCUUUCUCUCUCUAUCUCUAUAUAUCUCUUUCUCUCUCUCUUUUCCUCUCUCUCUCUCUCUUCCUCCCUCUCUCUCCUCUCUUUCCCCCUCUCUCUUCCUCUCCCUCUCUCUCUCUCUCUCUAUCUUCCUCUCUCUUCCUCUCCCUUUCUCUCUCUCCUCUUUCCCCCUCUCUCUCCUCUUUCCCCCUCUCUCUCCUCUCUUUCCCCCUCUCUCUCUCUCUUCCUCUCUCUCUCUCUCUGACAUAUUCUCAAGGCACCACAGCAUGAUGUGAACUGCCUUUUUGCAAAGGGCUAUUAUCAUUUACUUUUCACAUAAAUGAGUACAUCUGUCACAAACAAUGCUUGUUCUGGUAAUGUUUACUAGGUAUUUAAUUAUUUUGGUUGCAUGAAAUGGUGUGGAAAUAAUAUUUAUUAUUGUCCUUCUGACCUAUAAUAUUAGCAAGGCCAGGAACACAAGACUCAUUAAUUAAGCUCUCAGAUGGAGUGAUUUAACAAUAUAGAUAUGUGUCCUCUGGUAUUACACAAGAACAUUCCUAUUUUUGAAAUGGAAUUGAGCCCUGCCCUGGUGAAAUGUUCGAUUGCAUUAAUUUAACAUGAAAAGGUGGAAAAACAGCAGAAUUAUAACUUUUCUCCUGUAUAUUACGUGCACCUUGACAGUAGUCUUUGGAUUAGGGUUCAGAAUUACUCCCUCAGCAUUGAUGGAAAAUACAAACAACGUCAGGUCGGAGGUAACAAAGGUCUGAUAUUGAAAGACUGGAUUAUUUAGUCAAUUUCAAAAUAAAUGGGAUGCCUACAUUUCAAAACAUUACAAACCUUAACUGUCGUGGGCACUUUGUCCAAAGACAGAAUGAGUGUUUUACUUGACAUCAUGUUUAUGUGAAAAUGAUGAACAUGGGUAUGGUGAUAUUUUAAAAAUAAAGUGAUCAUUUUUAAAACUAAUAUAAAACGUAUAAUUAGUGUCAGAGAGAUAGAUUUAAAAAAAUAUAUAUAUAAUAAUAAUAAUUUUUUUGAGAGAUGUUCAUGCAAUCAUAUGGGGAGAUUUCUAGUGUGGUCAGAUUUUAAGAUCAGAUCACACAUCCUGUUUCAGAAUAAACCUUUCAAAUAAAUAAUCCUAUCAACUUUAUUGUCUGUCAAACUGUAGCCGUUAUUGAGAUUGAUGUGUGACUUUUGUUUGAAUGACUGGACUGCUGUUACAUCUCUCUGAUGUUGCUUAACACCUGUCAGCUAUUUUGUAAUGAGCCACACUGUUGUCCUGCCGAAUACGGGUGUGAAACAAAGCACAGAAAGAAUCCCACCAUACAUGCAGUCCAGUCUUGAGAAAAUGGCCCCUGCCUGUUAGUGUUAUGGUACCCUAUUACUGGUCAAAAGUGGGGCCCUACGCUCUUAGUAAAAAGGGUUCCCAAAAGGGUUCUUCGGCUGUCCACAUAAAAUAAACCUUUUUGGUUCCAGGUAGAAUCCUUUAGGGUUCCAAAUAGAACCCUCAGGUAAAAAGGGUUCUACAUGGAACCCAAACAAAUUUAAUCUGCAACCAAAAGGGUUCUAACUUGAACUAAAAAGGGUUAUUCAAAGGGUUCUCCUAUGGGGAGAGGCGUAAAAACCCUUUUAGGUUCUAGAUAGCGCUAAGCGGUUCUAGGGUUCCAUUUCAGCCAUAUUUCCAGUUGUCUUACGAUCUGCCUGACUGAGGAUGUACAACUAACGCUAGUGUGAAAGGGUGCACCGAACGCUAAACCUUAAAUACAUUCCAAUGUUUUGAUAUUUGCACUAAAAUAUCUUCUAACUUUCCCUAUGGAGAGAAACUGUUGUGGGAUCAGUCAUUGUGUCAACCUGUCUUUAAGAACAUUCUCUAUGUGGCUCACCGUUGUAGUACUGUUUCAAUGUGACUGGCAUUGAUGUUCUAAAAAGGGAAAUAAAAAUCAUGAUCAUUUUUGUCAGUUUGAGGAUUUUUUUUCCUUCUCAAUACUACAUUCAGGAUGAGAAUGUAAAACAUUAGUAAUUAUAAUGUCCUUAUCUGCAUGUCAUAUACUCUUUUAUGUGGAACCACAUCACUAUAGACUCAUCAUUGGGAAAUUAAAAUGCAUAACAAAUAAAAGUGUUUCAAAAAAAAAA
Molecule: messenger RNA, 6518 nt
Organism: Oncorhynchus masou masou (cherry salmon)
Lineage: Eukaryota; Metazoa; Chordata; Actinopteri; Salmoniformes; Salmonidae
Product: complexin-2
Exons: 4
Coding region: 211-627 (138 amino acids)
Biological process (GO): regulation of neurotransmitter secretion; neurotransmitter transport; synaptic vesicle exocytosis
Cellular component (GO): SNARE complex; terminal bouton
Molecular function (GO): syntaxin binding
Source: RefSeq, a predicted model, not a curated record